This is a messenger RNA of Meriones unguiculatus (Mongolian gerbil), 2784 nucleotides long. It is a transcript of the gene Mta2, whose product is annotated as metastasis associated 1 family member 2. The transcript is spliced from 18 exons. NCBI's taxonomy places the organism in Eukaryota, Metazoa, Chordata, Mammalia, Rodentia, Muridae. The coding region runs from base 653 to 2140 and encodes 495 amino acids. The record is from RefSeq and is a predicted model, not a curated record. Gene Ontology annotation, biological process: negative regulation of transcription by RNA polymerase II. Gene Ontology annotation, cellular component: NuRD complex; nucleoplasm. Gene Ontology annotation, molecular function: chromatin binding; transcription corepressor activity; histone deacetylase binding.
GGGGGGCCCAGGGAGGGGUGAACAAUUUACUUAAUUUCUCCGAUACAGGGUUGCGAAGCAACUUCAAUGCCUAGUUGUGUGGGCUACAGGGAUAUCCUUGUUCGAAUCUCUUAAAUCUCACUUUUGAAUGAAGAGCUGAAUUUACAACUAGGUGUCGCAGGAUUAUGUCUAUUUUGAGAACUCCUCCAGCAAUCCUUACCUGGUUAGACGGAUUGAGGAGCUCAAUAAGACUGCAAAUGGAAAUGUGGAAGCAAAGGUUGUUUGUCUUUUCCGGCGAAGGGAUAUUUCUAGUAGCCUCAACAGCCUGGCUGACAGUAAUGCUAGAGAGUUUGAGGAGGAGUCAAAGCAGCCAGGAGUCUCCGAGCAGCAGAGACAUCAACUGAAGCACCGAGAACUUUUUCUCUCUCGGCAGUUUGAGUCGUUACCAGCUACCCACAUAAGGGGAAAGUGCAGUGUGACUCUUCUGAAUGAGACAGAUAUCUUGAACCAGUAUUUGGAAAAGGAGGACUGCUUUUUUUACUCACUGGUGUUUGAUCCUGUGCAGAAGACCCUUCUAGCUGAUCAAGGGGAGAUCAGAGUUGGUUGCAAAUUCCAAGCUGAGAUCCCAGAUCGUUUGGCAGAGGGAGAAUCGGAUAAUCGAAACCAGCAGAAGAUGGAGAUGAAAGUCUGGGACCCAGACAACCCUCUCACAGACCGGCAGAUUGAUCAGUUUCUCGUCGUGGCCCGAGCUGUGGGAACCUUUGCAAGAGCCCUAGACUGCAGCAGCUCGAUUCGGCAGCCAAGCUUGCAUAUGAGUGCAGCUGCUGCAUCCCGAGAUAUCACCCUGUUCCAUGCCAUGGACACACUGCAAAGGAAUGGGUAUGACUUGGCUAAGGCCAUGUCAACCUUGGUACCACAAGGGGGCCCAGUGCUCUGUCGGGAUGAGAUGGAGGAAUGGUCAGCUUCCGAAGCUAUGCUGUUUGAAGAGGCUCUAGAGAAAUAUGGAAAAGAUUUCAAUGAUAUCCGACAGGACUUUCUACCCUGGAAGUCACUUGCAAGCAUAGUCCAGUUUUAUUACAUGUGGAAAACAACAGAUCGGUAUAUUCAGCAGAAAAGAUUGAAAGCUGCUGAAGCGGACAGCAAACUGAAACAGGUGUACAUCCCUACCUAUACUAAGCCAAACCCUAACCAGAUCAUUUCUGUGGGUUCAAAACCUGGCAUGAAUGGGACUGGAUUCCAGAAAGGCCUGACUUGUGAGAGCUGCCACACCACACAAUCUGCCCAAUGGUAUGCCUGGGGCCCACCUAACAUGCAGUGCCGACUUUGUGCUUCCUGUUGGAUUUACUGGAAGAAGUAUGGGGGACUGAAGACUCCAACCCAGCUUGAAGGGGCUGCCCGGGGCAACACAGAGCCACAUUCAAGAGGUCAUUUAUCUAGACCUGAGGCCCAGAGUCUCUCCCCCUAUACCACCAGUGCUAACCGGGCCAAGUUGUUGGCUAAGAACAGGCAAACUUUCUUGCUCCAGACAACAAAGCUGACUCGUCUUGCCAGACGGAUGUGUAGAGACCUGUUACAGCCAAGGAGGGCUGCCCGAAGACCCUAUGCCCCUAUCAAUGCCAAUGCCAUCAAGGCUGAAUGCUCUAUCCGUCUUCCUAAGGCUGCCAAGACACCACUGAAAAUUCACCCUCUAGUGCGGCUGCCCCUGGCAACUAUUGUCAAAGAUUUGGUGGCCCAGGCACCUCUGAAACCAAAAACACCUCGGGGCACCAAGACACCAAUCAACAGAAACCAGCUGACCCAGAAUCGAGGCCUUGGGGGCAUUAUGGUGAAACGUUCCUAUGAGACUAUGGCAGGGGCAGGGGUCCCCUUCUCUGCGAAUGGAAGGCCUCUGGCGUCAGGGAUUCGUUCAAGUUCACAGCCAGCAGCCAAGCGUCAGAAACUAAAUCCUGCUGAUGCUCCCAAUCCAGUGGUAUUUGUGGCCACAAAAGAUACCAGAGCUUUAAGGAAAGCUCUAACUCACCUGGAAAUGCGCAGAGCUGCCCGAAGGCCCAACUUACCCUUGAAGGUGAAGCCAACGCUGAUGGCAGUGCGGCCCCCAGUUCCUCUGCCUGUAUCCUCACAUCCUGCCAGCACCAAUGAGCCCAUUGUUCUGGAGGAUUGAGCAUCUUAGGAGAAGGGAGGUGGGAUGAGAAGUAGAGGGGUGGGUGUCCAGGCAUACAAAUCUCCACUCUCUUUGGUAUCAAAGGGAGUAAGGAGUGAAAGUGGGUUGAAGCUGGUAUGUGUCCUUGGAGGGGUUGGACACCACCCUCUGGUGUUAACUGCCAGUAACUCCCCCUUUUGGGCUUCAUGUCUGUGAUGGAGAACAGCCUAUAGGCACUUGCCUAUGUGUGUAUCUACCCCAUUUGGGGCUGGGACCCACAGUUGGUUUGGACAGUUUGGGGGGAGGGUUUUUUAAUUUUUUUAAAAAUUUUGCCUCCCUUUAUAAAAGGGAGGGAGGAGGGGAAGAGUAAACAGAUAUCAGGUGUUGGCAGGAGGAAGGGCGAGUACACUGCCAUGUCUCUAACUUUUUUUCUUUAUUUUCUAAUUGGGGGUUUCUCUUACUGUCCGGUGUCCGGACUUUCCUAAUUGGAGUUUGAGGGCCCUAAGCUGGCAUCAACCCCAGCCCAUGCUCACUCUUUCUUCCCUCCCCUUUCCCCCUCUGCCUUUUAUAUGCCAAUUCUCAGAAAUAAAGAUCUUUUGUCCGUUUUUUAACCUCAGAUUCUGUAAUUGGUUCUUAUAGUGACAAAUAAAAUGCUGUUUUCUUCA